This is a messenger RNA of Symbiodinium sp. CCMP2456, 639 nucleotides long. The record is from the annotation of a GenBank genome assembly. NCBI's taxonomy places the organism in Eukaryota, Dinophyceae, Suessiales, Symbiodiniaceae.
AUGGUGUACGUCAACAUCACGCUGCCUUCAGGAGUGACGGUUUUCCGCGGAUUCGUGCCGAAGGAAACUGAGACACUGUACCUGAAGAAACAGUUUAUGCCUGAAGUGGCAGCCGAGAAGAAGUCCUUGUUCUACGGAAAGGUGGAGUUGGAAGAUUCGGUGCCGGUGGGAGACUACCUGCCCGAAGGCCAGACAGAGCAUGCUUUGACAGCACUUCUGAGCCGUUGCCGAGUCACAGCGCCAGUGGACGGCGCAUGGUUCCAGGACCCCUGUUAUGUGAAACAGGUGCAGGAGGGGGAUCGACGAGUGUCUUUGUUGAAGGGUGUCUGCUGGUUCACGGCUUGGGCGAGCUUGGAUCUGGCUGGUGGUGACUGGCAAGUGUUCCUGAAGGUGAAGAGACAGCCUGAAAUUGAGUUCGACACCGACGUGAUCGUUUGCUUCAACGACUUGGAGGUAAACACCUUAAGCGCCAAGGCAUUCUCGUCUUUGCCAGAAGAGGAGUGGACAUUGUUGGAGCUGGGCCCCUUUUGUGGACCCGGCAUGCUUGCCGUCAAGCUCAAAGGUGAAGAUUGCCGGCUAAGGGGACAAAACUCGAAGUACGGAUUGUACUUGGAUCAAAUUGUUGCACAGCCAUCUUAG